Molecule: messenger RNA, 4648 nt
Organism: Scatophagus argus
Lineage: Eukaryota; Metazoa; Chordata; Actinopteri; Scatophagidae
Product: immunoglobulin-like and fibronectin type III domain-containing protein 1
Exons: 23
Coding region: 1-4212 (1403 amino acids)
Molecular function (GO): protein binding
Source: RefSeq, a predicted model, not a curated record
AUGUUUAAAAUACGUAAAGCGAAGGAUGAGGAGCCAACUGCUCCAGGGCAGGUGAGAAUUAAAAAGAGGUCCAUGGUGCCUGGGGUUAUGAUUACCCAGUAUGUGGAGGAACUUCCUGAAGGCAUGAGCACCCCAGAUUUCACUCGGAAACCCAUUGCUAUAACUAUUCAAGAAGGAAAACUGGUUGUCUUCAGAGCAGUCAUCACUGGCAAACCAACACCAACUGUGACCUGGAUGAGAAAUAAUGGGGAAAUUGAUGAAGAAAGGUACAAAAUCGUCUACGAUGCAAGUUCUGGUGAACAUCAACUACAGAUGCCUGAUGUAUCGGUGGAUCAAGCUGACACCUACAAAUGUUUUGCCAGAAAUGAAUAUGGAACAGCAGUUGUAACUGCCACACUUAAUAUUAUUGAGGUCGGCUAUAAAAAGAACAAAGCCAUGCAACAAUCAAGAACAGCUGUCCGAGAGACACCCGAGGACUUCAAAAAGGCCUUAAAAAAUAAGGUUAACAUUGAGCCAAAGGAGGAGAAGAAUCCAGAAAACGAUGAAAAGUUCUGGGAACUGUUGUUGAGUGCAGACAAAAAAGAUUACGAGUCCAUCUGCGCUCAGUAUGGCAUCACUGACUUUCGUGGAAUGCUGAAGAAACUAAAUGAGAAGAAGAUAGAAAGAGAGAAAGAGCAAGAAAAGGUUGUUGAAAGACUAUGCAACCUGAAGCCCAUUGAAAUGAAAGAUAAUGGUGCUGCAGAGUUUGAACUUGAAAUGUCACUUAAAGAUCCAAGCAGCAAAAUUUUCUUAUACAAGGACGGAGUGAUGAUUCCUUUUGAUGCCGACAUAGAGGUAAAACAUGGACUGAGACAAGUUGGAAAGAAGUAUGUGUUCAGCAUCAAUGGUGUUGAUCCCGAGGAUGCAGGGUUAUACCAAGUGGAGGUUGAUGGAGUUAAGGUCUUCUCGACUGACUUCAAAUCUUCCAAUAUAGACUUCUUGGUCAAGAUUCAAGAUGUGAAAGCAGAGGAAAGAGAGGAUGCUGUGUUUGAGUGUGUCACCUCGCAGCCCCUGAAAAAGAUAACUUGGAAGGGAAAGAAUAUCCCAUUGGAGCAAGGGGACAAGUAUGAUAUCAUUGUGUCAGAGGAUAUGUUGAUUCAUACAUUGGUGGUGAAAGACUGCAUGCCACUGGACAAAGGAAUUUACGCAGCCGUGGCUGGACUCGCAUCCUGCAGUGCCUGGCUUAUAGUAGAAGCUGACGAUGAUCCCAAUUCACGAGGAAAGAAGAAAGCUCGCAAAACAACCAGAGCGGGUGGUGGAGGAGAAGAACUUUUGAAGAUUGCUCAAGAGCAACAGGCUAAGAUACAGAAAGAGCGAGAGGAGUUGAUCGCAAAGGUAAAAGCAGAGCAAGAGGCAGCAGCUGCAGAGAAAGCAGAGGCCGAAGCUAAAGCAAAAGCAGAAGCAGAAGCAAAAGUCAAAGCUAAAGCUGAAGAAAAGGCAAAGGCAAAGACAAAGGCUAAGACAAAGACAAAGACAAAGACAACUGCAAAGGUAAAGGCGCAGACAAAGGCCAAAACAAAAGAAGGUGCUGAUACAGAUACAACCGCCGCUGCAGAGAAGGAAGGAGAGGAAAACGAUGUAGAAGAAGAAGAUAUAGAAGAGGAAGAGGAUUUAGAAGAGGAAGAAGUGUCUGAAACAGCUGAAGCUACAUCAUCAGAACCCAAACAGAAGGUACAAGUAAGGGAAGAAGAGUCUCUAGCCCAAGAUGCUGAUGCUGAAGAAGAGGGGCCUGUUCAAGAGAAAAGAAAAAGAGUGAGAACAGGUCCACUUGUCCCGGAUACAGUCAUAGACCCAGGGGUAUACUUCACCAGUGGACUGUCAGAUGUAACCGCCAUCAUUAAUACUGAUGCAGAACUGGUCUGCAGGCUGAGCAGUGAAGACUAUGAUGAAGUCUGGUACAAAGAUGGGAAAGAGAUAACAGCUACAGACGAUAUCUGUAUUGUAAAAGAUCGGACUUAUCGCAAACUAAUUAUCAAAAACUGCAAAGAGGAUGAUGCUGGAAAGUAUCGAUGUGAAGCUGAUGGGCGUAAAACUGAAGCUGUGCUAAAAGUUGAAGAUCCUCCAAGAAUAAACUCUGACGACCUCACUACAUUCAUGAAACCUGUUGUAAUCAAAACCGGGAAAGAUGCAGCAUUCAAGUUGUCCUUUGUUGGCCGAGAACCCAUGAAGAUCCAAUGGUACCAUGAGGGUGAAGAGCUAUUGGAGGACACUAAUAUCAGGAUCGAGAAGUCCUCCUCACACAGCCGCCUGCUGCUAACCAAGUGCAGACGCAAAACCUCAGGAGAAAUUAAGAUUAAGAUUAAAAAUGAAUGUGGAACAACUGAAGCAUUCUCUAAGAUUAUUGUUCUCGAUAAACCAACACAACCUUUAGGCCCUGUGGAUAUUAUUGAAAGUUCUUCAACUUGCAUCGAGUUCAAAUGGAGGCCUCCCAAAGACGAUGGAGGCUCCCCUAUUACAGACUACAUCCUGGAGCGCCAGCAAAUUGGCCGAAACAGCUGGAAGAAACUAGGCAAGAUUGGCCCAGAGCCUAAAUAUAGGGAUACCGAUGUGGAUCAUGGCAGAAAGUACUGUUACCACAUCAGGGCGGAAACUGAUCAAGGCAUCAGUGAAAUGAUGGAGACUGAUGACAUUCAGGCAGGGACAAAGGCAUACCCUGGUCCUCCCUCUACACCAAAAAUCGUUAGUGCUUUCAAAGACUGCAUCAAUCUGGCUUGGUCCGCACCUACUAAUACUGGAGGAACCAACAUUUUGGGAUACAAUGUGGAGAAACGCAAAAAUGGCAGUAAUCUGUGGGGCCUUGUCAACCCACCUGAUGAGCCUAUCAGAGAGAAAAAGUAUGCUGUGAAGGAUGUUAUUGAAGGCAUCGAGUAUGAAUUCCGUGUAUCAGCUAUCAACAUUUCUGGUGCUGGAGAGCCAAGUGCACCUUCAGAAUUUGUGAUUGCAAGAGAUCCAAAGAAGCCCCCUGGUAAAGUGAUUGACCUGAAGGUGACAGACUCUACAUAUAGCACUUUAUCGCUGGGCUGGACCAAACCCACAGAAGAGGAGGGUGUUCAAGACGAGGCAAAAGGAUACUUUGUGGAACUCAGACCAGCAGAAAACCCAGAAUGGAGUCGCUGUAACUCCAGUGCUAUCAUUAUGAACUCCUAUACUAUUAUGGGUCUGAAGUCUAUGGCCAUGUACUGGGUAAGAGUUGUAGCCACAAAUGAGGGUGGAGACGGUGAGCCUCAAGAGUUGGACAAUUAUAUCAUUGCAAUGCCUCCUCCAGUGAGACCUCACUUCACAGACAGAAAAAUGAAGAACUUCAUGGUAAUGAAAGCUGGUAACUCAGCUCGAGUCAACUUCAACUUUCAGGCCUCUCCGAUACCAAAUAUUACGUGGCUCAAGGAUGGUCUUCCUGUGGCCAAGCAUGUGACAGUGAGCAACACAGACACAUCAUCGCAGCUCAUGAUCCCCUCAUCAGAGCGCCAUGACACUGGGAUCUACACAAUCAUUGUCAAGAACAUUGUUGGUCAGGAGACCUCUAGUGUUGAAAUUAGAGUCACAGAUGACCCCAAGCCUCCAGGCCCUGUGGAGCUGGAAGAGAAUGUGUCAGGAACAGUCACAAUCUCCUGGACUGCCUCUCCAGAUGAGAAGAAAGAUGACAGGCUGCACUACAUGAUCACCAAACAUGAUUCUGUUAAGCGUACUUGGCAAACUGUGGCAGAUCGUCUCUUCAAUAACAAGUUCACUGCCAUUAAUAUCAUGCCUGGAAGGCAGUAUCAGUUCAGGGUCUAUGCCAAAAAUGACAUGGGGCUUUCCAAACCCUCCGAGUCACCAACCUGGGAAGUGAAGAGAAGAAAAGAAACGUUUUCUUUGACCCUUCCCACCUCUAAGGACUGCAACUUUGAGACACCUCCCUCAUUCUCUGUUCCACUAAAAAUGCACAACAGUCCAGAGAGCUAUGAGUGCUACAUGAGUUGUGCAGUGACAGGAAACCCCAGACCCCAUGUUACCUGGUACAGAAAUAACAUCAGCCUCAACACCAACACUAACUACUACAUAACCAACACAUGUGGGGUCUGCUCCAUGGUGAUACUCAAAGUUGGGCCCAAAGACAGCGGGGAUUACACCGUCAUUGCAGAAAACACUCUGGGGAGAGUAGAGUGUUCAGCCAAACUUGUUGUUAAAGAUUAGGAUGAUGCAAUGGACCUGAAUUCCUGAUCACAAAUGAAACGUAAAGGAUUUGCCAAUUUAAAACCUGCUGUAAUCUGUGCUUUUUCUGUGAAGUACUGUAUUAAAUGUGCUUAAACAAAUUGUGAAGAAUAAACAAUGAAUGAGAAAGGUAAUGAAGAGCUCAAAUGUUUUAAAGCACAAAAUAACAAAUGUGACCACACUAGGUUCUGUUGUGUUUAUCUACCAGGUGCAAAUAGCACUUUGACAAGAAGCAUCUGAGAUUCAUGUGAGAUCUGAAUUAUAUGCCAAUCUUACAUAGCAUAGCAUGUUUUGUAUCGACCUAUUUUUACCAGAGCUGUGAUUAUAGUUAGUUUCCUCUGCUGUUUUCCGAGUAAAAACAAGAAGCUGCUGUCUUCUGGAAAAGUGAUGAUAUGGCAUGACAGUAUAUCUAAGUCUG